UAAAUAAAAAAUCAGUGUCUGUUUUCCGGUUGGUGGACUCCCGCAGAUCUCACAGUGCCUGGAUGAGUCCUGGGUGCCGGGGCCGAGCCUGUGGAGGCGGUCUGACCGGGGCGCACAGUCUCUUCAGGGCUCCAAGCAGCAGCAGCAGCAGCAGCAGCUGUCAUGUGAAUCAGCUGGACGAACAAGGAAGGAGGAAAAACAACAACACGACUCCGUCUUUCUGAAGCAAGGCUAUAGCUGGAGAGGUGGCAGGAUGGCGGGAGCAGAGGUGUACACCCCUGCCAACCCCACCUGCAAGAUCAUGACCUUCAGGCCGACCAUGGAAGAGUUCAAGGACUUCAACCAGUACCUGGUUUACAUGGAGUCUCAGGGAGCACACCGCGCUGGCCUGGCUAAGGUAAUUCCCCCUAAAGGCUGGAAACCUCGUCGCACCUACGACGACAUAGACGACCUGGUGAUCGAUGCUCCCAUUCAGCAGAUGGUGGCCGGACAGUCGGGGCUCUUCACUCAAUACAACAUCCAGAAGAAACCUCUCAGUGUGCAGGAGUUCAGGCGACUGGCCAACAGCGACAUGUACUGUACACCUCGCUACCUGAACUAUGAAGACCUUGAGAGGAAAUACUGGAAGAACCUCACGUUUGUCUCCCCCAUAUACGGUGCCGAUGUCAGCGGCAGCCUGUACGACGAGGAUGUGGACGAGUGGAACAUCGGCCACCUGAACUCCAUCCUGGACGUCAUCGAGGAGGACUGUGGCGUCUCCAUACAGGGCGUCAACACUCCGUAUCUGUACUUUGGCAUGUGGAAGACCACCUUCUCCUGGCACACCGAGGACAUGGAUCUGUACAGCAUCAACUACCUUCACUUCGGAGAGCCCAAGUCCUGGUACGCCAUCCCCCCGGAGCACGGGAAGAGACUGGAGCGUCUGGCCACAGGUUUUUUUCCCAACAGCUUCAAGGGGUGUGAGGCUUUUCUUCGUCACAAGAUGACUCUAAUCUCCCCCUCCAUACUGAAGAAGUAUGGCAUUCCCUUUGAUAAGAUAACUCAGGAAGCUGGAGAGUUUAUGAUCACCUUCCCGUACGGUUAUCAUGCUGGAUUCAACCACGGGUUCAACUGUGCGGAGUCCACCAACUUUGCCACUUUGCGCUGGAUAGACUACGGAAAGGUGGCCACGCAGUGCACAUGUAGCAAGGACAUGGUAAAGAUAUCCAUGGAGCCCUUUGUGAAGCGUUUUCAGCCCGACCGGUACCCUAACUGGAUGCUGGGCAAAGAUUCAACACCUAUCGACCACACACACGCCACUCCCAGUACGACGCCAGAGCUGCAGACCUGGCUACAGCAGCGACGCAAGGCCAAGGCUGCUAAUAAAGGCAGUAGCCAUUCUCGUAUGCGCUCCAAGCGCCUCAGGACCACGGAGGAGCCCGUUGACCUGGAUGGCGGCUCGGCGCUGAGCGGCGGCAAGAGGAAAGGACUGGGUGGUCCGCCCGGGCCCAAGGUUCGAAAGUCUGCGGCGGGGACAGCUUGCAAGCAAGAGAAGAAAAAGGAUGUUGAGUCAAGUCAUAACCAGAACCAAAACUCGGUUCAGCUUUCUGGUCCUUGCAGACAGAUGUGUGUGGUCAAGGUAAAUCGCGUAGAGAGUAAAAGUUUGGAGGUAUCUGUGAAGGAGCACCCUCAUAACUCUAACUCCUGCCCCCCUGCUUCACCAGCGAAGAAUGACCUAAAGGCAGAAGCAGAUCCUCACACUGACCCUCAAUACCUCUCAGGGCCAGAGGUCGCGAGCAUGACUCCCGAAGGAGCAAUGCCCGAGGCCGCGCAGGCGCGUCCAGAAAUUAACGAGUCGAGGCGCCGCUCCUCUGAACCACGAGACCUCUCGCCCUGCAGGGACUGCUCCGUCAGGAAGCCUCCCGAGGAAGCCGGCGAACCCGACUCCUCCUCCUCCUCCUCCUCACACACCAGCACUUCUUCCGACACUGUGAUGGGCUUGUGUCCCCCCGACUCCAAAGCUCUAAAGACAUCUAGUUCCCCAUGUAGAGAAAACACUUUAAGUCCGACGCCCGACGCCGACGGCGGGAUGGAAGUAAGCACAGGCGAUCACACUAACCCCGCCGUCAAAACGGAGGGAAUGGACACGGCCGUUGAUCCGAAACAUAUCAACUCACACUCCACUACAGAAGCACUUUAUGAUCUCAAAAGCGAGCCAGCAGAGGGGGGUAGUUACACAUCAGGUCGCUCUUGCUCUUCCCCUUCCCCUUCCCCUUCCCCUUCGCAACACCACUGCAGUCUUGACAAAAGCGGCACAGAGGAGAGUCUUUUCCCUCCUCUCCUGCUGAGGAAUUCGGCGGACAUGCCGCAGCUCACGCCGGAGCCGGCCGACAAGGGAGGGACUUGCCCUCUGCCGCCCGUGCUGACCCAAGAGAUGCCGUCGCUCACCCCGGCCGACGACGGGCUGGCCGAGUUUCCGAAAGCAACGCUGUGCAGUCACCAGGUUGCGCCCGUGCUUCAGAGGGAGACGCCGACCGGCUCCCCGUCCUCGCACGAAGCCAAACAAGGAGAGAACGAGAGUGACUUAAUGUCAACAGAACCUCACACGGCAGAACAUGCCAACAACUGGCAUUUAGAUUCUCCGUAUAACUGUGAAGGGGCAGCGGUGUCUGGUUUGGAGGGGACGGCUCAUUUAACCGCCAGUGGUGUGCACAAAAUAACAUCUGGUGGAGUCCACGAAAUGCUAUUAAUGUCUGCAGCAGAAAAGGACCAUACGCAUCUCGCUGCCGGGCAGAGUGAAGCCGCCACCCCCGGCCAACAAGUUCAAUGCACGGCACCUCAAAGAGAGCAGCACCUCAGCUUAUCAGAGUUCGCAAGUAAAGAUGGCGCCAAGGACUCGGCGCAAAGGGACAAUGGAUACGGUCUGAGCUGUGCUGGCUCUCUGUUAAGUGGCACCUCCAGCAGUAAUCUCCCUGCCCCGUCAUUAUGCACUCAAACUGACAGCCCCUCAGCCUUACAACUCUCCCACAACACUACAUACCCCCCUUCACAUUUCGCUUCCCAGAACCCGUACAUGGACUCCAAACCCUUCUCUAGUAGCAUCUGGAAAAACUUCACUUCCCAGGGUCCCGCAGUCCUCAUCCAAAGUCUGCACCCGGAGCUCCCCUCCGACUUCACCCACGACCCCCUACCUUACACCAUGUGGACCGAGCCUCAGUGCAAAGAGGUCACGGACCUGGAGGACCCGGAGCAAGAUCUCCGAGAGUCGGAGAACCGGGAAGAAGAAGGCGGACCUCUCACCUGGGCUCAGCUCGAACCCACUUCUCUGGUUUCAGUCGGUGCUAUCGAGCCCCUGGGUAUUUGCGGGGAUUACGAGCUGCAAAGAGACGAGAUGGACGGGGCCGAAGCCCUGUCCCUGUGCAGGGAGCUGGAGAGGCGAAGGGAGGCGGAGGAGAGCCUCCAUUCAGAUGCUGCCCCUCUCGGGAUCGGAGGAGGAGGAGGAGGAGGAGGAGAACAGGAUGGGGUGUCUGAUAUGGAAGACGGGGGAUCCGAUGGCGAGGAUGCAGAGCAGCGAAGUAGCGUCAAGGGAGGCACCAGCAGUGACUCAUCUGAUGAGGAGGAGGAGGAGGAAGAAGAAGAGGAGGAAAAUGAUACCAGUAAUUAUGAGUGUGAUGAAUCAGGCCUGGAACCUGGGGAGGUUUGUGCUUACCCCGCCCUGUCAGUGAAGAGGACCACGAAGAGCUGGCGGCACCCACUCAGGAAACCCACCGCAAGGGCUGUACCCACCGCUGUCAAACAACAGGCUGCCAGUGACGAUGAGCCCCCUGAAGCAAGCCUGGCAGACGAGGGGGAGCAAGAAAUGGAAGCGUGGGCAAAGCCUCUCAUCUACCUGUGGCAAAACAGAAAGAGCUGCUUCACGGCGGAGAGAGAGUACAAUGCUCACGCAGCCACCAUGCAGCCGUACUGCGCCGUGUGCACCCUCUUCAUGCCGUAUUAUCAGGCUGAAGACAGAGCAGAAGACCAUAAACCUGUCGCGGCCGCGGACACCUGCAAGCCGCCGUCUCCGGCGGAGGGACCCAGUCCCCCCUGCAGAUUGCUGAGGAGGACCAAGCCCCUGGUCCCGGAGAUCUGCUUUUCUUUCCGGGAACAGAACUGCCCCCCAACCCCGACUAAUCCUCUGCUGCAGGAAGAUGGCACCUCCCCGCUGCUCUACUGCCAAGGCUGCUGCCUUCAGGUCCAUGCGAGUUGCUACGGCGUCGCUGCAGAUGACAUCAGCGAGCAGUGGUCGUGUGAUCGUUGCAUGGAGGAAAGCUUUACGGCCGAAUGCUGUCUGUGUAACCUCAGAGGUGGAGCUCUAAAGAAAACCCAAAACGACAAAUGGGCUCAUGUGAUGUGUGCUAUAGCGCUGCCAGAGGCGAGGUUCAGCGACGAGGCCAAGAGAAGUCCCAUUGAUACCAGCAGGAUCCCCAUGCAGCGAUACAAACUGAAGUGCAUCUAUUGUCGUAAACGCUCCACGGGGAAGCGGCAGGCAGGGGCUUGUAUCCAGUGCUCAUGUGGCCGGUGUCCCACCUCCUUUCAUGUGUCCUGUGCCCAUGCCGCCGGUGUAAUCAUGGAGCCGGACGAUUGGCCGUAUGUCGUGUCAAUCACCUGCCAUAGACACCAGUCACGGAGCUCGUCCGCUAAGCAGCGAGCGUGCCAGGGCGCCAUCUCGCUGGGCCAGACCGUGAUCUCCAAACACAAGAACCUGCGCUACUACAGCUCGAAAGUCACCCAGAUCACCUCCCAGACGUUCUACGAGGUCAUGUUCGACGACGGCUCCUUCUCCAACGACACCUACCCGGAGGAUAUAGUGAGCAGAGAUUGUGUGAACCUUGGUCCUCCUGAAGUGGGGGAAGCCGUUCAAGUCAAAUGGCCUGAUGGGCUUUUCUAUGGGGCCAAGUACCUGGGAUCCAGCGUCUCCUACAUGUACCAGGUGGAGUUUGAAGACGGGUCUCAGGUCCUGGCAAAGAGGGAAGACGUCUAUACUUUGGACGAAGACCUGCCCAAAAAGGUGAAGCGUAGACUUUCAACGGCCUCAAGCAUGCGUUUCCAGGACGCCUUCUUCACCACGCAGGGGGAGAGGAAACGACAGAGAACACCAAAUUCACGCUUCCAGAAAGACUAUGUGGCCCUGCCAGGCCUCCGUACAACUGCCAAAAGCACAUGGGAGCAGCGCAGCCACAAAGGGAAAUGAAGUCAUGGAGAAUGCUCAAUGACAAAUGAAUGCACUGAGUUAACAGUGGAUGUAGAGGGGAGGUUGUUUGUGCUAGUUUGAGUAUGUGUGAGUAUGCUUGUGUGUGUGUGUGUGUGUACACGUGUCUGGGAUCUACUUCCAUCUUUACGACUUAUUGCCCGCACAACAUCCCCUUCUGGACACUUGAGAGGAAACGACGGACGGGGAAAAGGGGUGAUUCGGUUGUGGUGGACUUGACGUGUGCUUGUGCCCUGUACGAGAGGAUUUUCUGAUUGGACAGUCGAACUAGGAUAGGUUAACGGAGUGCUUUGCUGCCUCAGUUGCCUCGUGCUUUCACAUCCGUCAGGGAAAACAAACGUGACUUAACAAUUGUCACAGCACCCUUUUUUGAAAUAAACAUUUUUUUUUUUCUUUGUACAUAAAAAAAAAUUCAAAAAGUGAGAUUUUUCUAAAUAGCCUGCCUAUGGUAGCCUUUUGGGAGUCCGAUAUUUCCAAUUUGAAUUUUGAAUGUUUAUGUACUUUGCUUGUAGUAUUUUCCUCAUGUCUUUCUCCUCCGCAUGUUCAACAUCGUCUCCUAUCUGCUUCUGCCGGGCCAAGUUCAACGACACUACAGUGGCUUCCUCUCUGCACGUUCAUUCUUAAAUCCUGUAAUUUGACACGAUUAAAAAGCAGUAAAGAAAAAGUGACCAAAUGGUGAAUAAUUAUUCUGUGUAAAGUUUCAGACGGGAAGCCACACCUUUGUGUUGGAUUUGUGGCCUGUUAAUGUGAAACGCUACUGUUGCUCUGUUGAAUGAAACACAUUGUUGAAAUUAUUUAAAAUUUGUAUUUAUUUUUGGCUUGCUAUAGUUAAACUAUUGCUAACUGCUGUAAGGACAAUAAUAAAAAAUUACAUAUUUGUUUUUUUUUUUUGUUUUUUAAAUUAA
Messenger RNA from Mugil cephalus (flathead mullet), 6135 nucleotides. RefSeq names its product lysine (K)-specific demethylase 4C (gene kdm4c). The transcript has 22 exons. Gene Ontology annotation, biological process: chromatin remodeling. Bases 254 to 5212 code for a protein of 1652 amino acids. Gene Ontology annotation, cellular component: nucleus. Gene Ontology annotation, molecular function: histone H3K36 demethylase activity; histone H3K9 demethylase activity. NCBI's taxonomy places the organism in Eukaryota, Metazoa, Chordata, Actinopteri, Mugiliformes, Mugilidae. The record is from RefSeq and is a predicted model, not a curated record.